AUGAGAAAGUUGAAAUUCCACGAGCAGAAGUUGCUGAAGAAGGUCAACUUUUACGACUGGAAAUCGACCAAGAACGUGCGUGAGUCAGCCUUGCUCCAGAAAUACCAAAUCGAGAAUCGCGAAGAUUUCACAAAGUAUCACAAGCUGGCGGGUCUCGUGACGAAAGUAGUGGCGAAGCUACGAAAGCUGAAGGCUUCAGAUGAGGACCGCAUCAAGAUGACUGAGAUCCUCCUGGACAAGCUUUACUCCUUGGCCCUGACACAGAACAAGCAGAGUUUGGAGGACUGUGUGGAUUUGCACACCUCCCGAUUCUGCAGACGGCGCCUUCCGGUCGUCCUCGUACGCAUGAAGCUGUGUGAGAAUCUGCCCCAAGCUAUCGCGUACAUCAAGCAGGGCGAGGUUCGGAUUGGGCCAGACUUGGUUACCAACCCGGCACUUCACGUGACGCGUGAAAUGGAGGAUCACAUCACGUGGGCAGAGGGAUCUAAGAUGAGACGCCACAUCAAAGAGUUCAGCAAUGAGGUCGACGACUUCGACCUGUUGGGCAAUUAG
Symbiodinium pilosum is the source of this 552-nucleotide messenger RNA. Lineage: Eukaryota; Dinophyceae; Suessiales; Symbiodiniaceae. The record is from the annotation of a GenBank genome assembly.